This is a messenger RNA of Triticum urartu, 5060 nucleotides long. NCBI's taxonomy places the organism in Eukaryota, Viridiplantae, Streptophyta, Magnoliopsida, Poales, Poaceae. The record is from RefSeq and is a predicted model, not a curated record.
GGAGGCCGGGACGGCGGUAGUCGGGAUGCGGUCCACGCCGGCGCUCAUGGCGGGUGGCCCCCGUCGGCUGGAGCUGCCGGUGGCGAUGGCGGUGCUCUCACCUCUGGCCCGGUGCUCAUGGAGGCUGCGAAGCCUGAAGGUUCGAGAUUGCAAGCUUCAAUUCAGAGAUUAUUUCUUAUGAAUUCCUACACGUGUGUUCGAGAUUAUUUUUGAUGAAUUCCUGCUUUAGUUUCAGAGCUUGCAAGCUCGGUGAAUCAGAUACUAAUCUUAUUGGCUUGAAUUGGCUGCUUUAAUCUAAUGGGAAAAUCAGCCCAUGGCAUGGAAGUAGAGGAAAGUCUGCACUGCACAGGUCUACAUCCAAUGGGAAAUCGGAUUUUAUGGAGUGACGAAUUCUCUGAUUGGCAAUAUGAUUGCGCCACAUGAACAUGAAAUUCCAACUUAACCUGCCUUUUCUCCACAUCCAAUUUAUUGCCGUUUCCUGCAACAUCGUUGGAAUAUUUCAAACUGUUGAAAUUAUGUCACACCUUCAACUACAAGACACUGAACAUUGCACUAGUCAUUUUCACACACACUUUUUUCACUUGUGAUUGAGAGAUUUGUUGUAAAUAAGUGGUUAUAUACCAGCAUCCAAUAUCCUCAUUGGCCGACCCCGGAGAGUGAUAGGGAUUAUCGCCUAUUUAACGACAUGUACACAAGGAGAGAAGUGCAGGGUACUACAUUCGUUGAGGACCUACAGCUCCACCCACCACCCCACCUCCUUGCUCAACCAUGAAGACAUGCAUGGCAGCUUUUCAUGGUCCAUCUUCUCACUCAUACCCUCCUUUAUCUCACACCCAGCUCUUCUCAACCCACCAGCAACCAAAGUAGCAACUACAGCGCCGAUCUCCCUGUGCUCCUAUCAUUCAAACCGUUGAUAACCGGUGAUCCUACAGAGGCACUGUCCUCUUGGUCUUGGGACCCUGUCAGGAAUGGCACGAGCACGGUGCCGUUGCUGAGCAGGAACUACCUCUAUGGUUCCAUGCCUGCUUCUCUAGGUCUCCUAUCAAACCUCACAUCUCUCAACGUUACCCAUAACAAUCUGACUGGUGAUAUUCCCAUGUCAUUCUCCAACCUCACAGCACUCACGAACCUUAGCAUGCAUAGCAACUACUUCCAUGGCCAAAUCCCCAGCUGGCUCGGCAACCUGACUUCACUGACACACUUAGGAUUAGCCCAGAACAGUUUCAAUGGCCAUCUCUCUCCAGCUCCUGGUAAGAUGGCUAAUCUUGUUAUAUUUGACAUCACAGCUAACAGACUGGAAGGCCCUUUUCCUCCAUCCUUGUUCAAUCUUUCUUCCGUCACAGACUUCCGCAUCAGCUUCAACCAGUUUUCAGGAUCUCUGCCACUUGAUAUUGGCUUUAAGCUUCCCAAGCUACGUAUUUUCGCCACAAAUGGGAACCAAUUCGUUGGACCAAUACCAGCCUCCUUGUCAAAUGCAUCCGCACUUAAAGAUUUGUUUUUUCGCGGAAAUCAGCAUCAUGGGCUGAUUCCACAGGACAUUGGCAUCCAUGGUCAUAUCCGGAUAUUUUCCUUAGGACACAAUUUUCUUCAAACCACAGAGCGUAGGGAUUGGGAUUUCCUCACAUCCUUAACCAACUGUAGCAACCUGACAAUACUAGACCUUGAACAAAGCAACCUCGAAGGUGUUAUGCCAGUCACUAUUGCCAACCUAUCUACAGAGCUCUACUGGCUUACAAUAGGCAGAAACAAAAUAGCUGGGACCAUACCUGCAGGUUUAGGAAAGUUUCAAAAACUUAGAAAGGUCAUCCUCGCAAAUAGCCUUUUCACGGGCACUCUGCCUCUGGAUAUUGGCCAGAUUCCUGGCCUCCAGUAUCUUGACCUAUCCCAUAAUAGAUUCUAUGGGCGGAUUCCACAGUCAUUAGGCAAUAUCACACAAUUGAGCAACCUCUCUCUAUCUAAUAACUUUCUAGAUGGCAGCAUUCCAGCAAGCCUUGGUACCCUCACAAAACUUGUAUCUCUGGAUCUUUCCGCUAACUCCUUGAUGGGGGAAAUCCCACAGGAGAUACUUAGUAUUCCCUCUCUUACCUUACUUCUCAACCUCUCCAGCAAUGCUCUAAGUGGCUCCAUUCCAACACAGAUAGGGAAGUUGAACAGCCUUGGCAUAAUCGACCUAUCAAUGAACAAGAUGUCUGGUGAAAUCCCAGACGCUCUCAGCAGUUGCGUCCAACUGAAUUUCCUAAAUUUGCAAGGAAAUAUUUUGCAAGGGCAAAUACCGAGAGGCUUUUCUUCUUUGAGAGGCCUCGAAAAGUUGGAUCUUUCCAAUAAUAACUUAGCAGGACCUGUACCUGAGUUCCUCCUGAGUUUGGAGCUCCUAACGUAUCUAAACCUCUCUUUCAACAACUUAUCUGGCCCCGUUCCAAAUACAGGGAUCUUUCACAAUGCCACUGUAUUGUUGCUCCCUGGUAAUGGCAUGCUAUGCGGGGGUCCCCCAUCCUUGCAACUCCCUUCAUGCCCAUAUAGCCAGGCUUCGCAGCAUCGGCGUCGAGUCAUACUCUUUUGCAUUGUUGGAAUUUUGAUCUUCUUCAUGUGCUCCCUAACUGCAUGCUACUUGAUGAAGACAAGAAUCAAACCAAACAGUGGUGCUGAUCAAGAAAUCGAAUUUCGCCAUGAGAUGCAUGAGAGGAUAUCCUAUGCUGAGAUAGAUGCAGCAACAGAGUCAUUCUCACCGGCAAAUUUGAUUGGUUCUGGAAGUUUCGGCAACGUGUACAUAGGAACUCUAAAUCUUGAUGAGAGUUUAUAUACUGUAGCAAUCAAGGUUCUCAAUCUUGGCAAACGAGGAGCUAAUAGAAGCUUCUUGAGAGAGUGUGAAGCCCUAAGGAAGAUUCGACACCGGAAACUCGUCAAAGUGAUCACUGUGUGUAGCAGUUUGGACCGUAAUGGUGAUGAGUUCAAGGCACUUGUCUUAGAAUUUGUCUGCAAUGGAAAUUUAGAUGAGUGGCUGCAUCCAAAAGCAAUGACUAACAGCAUGACCUUUAGAAGGCUAAGUUUGAUGGAAAGGCUAUGCAUUGCUCUUGAUGUUGCAGAGGCAUUAGAAUAUCUUCACCAUCAAAUUGAGCCAUCCAUAGUUCACUGUGAUAUCAAACCAUGCAACAUCCUUCUAGAUGAUGACAUUGUUGCGCACGUUACCGACUUUGGUCUAGCAAAGAUAAUGCAUACUGAAGAAUGCGAGCAUGGUGGUGGUGGAACUGAAAGCAGCUCACUUGUAAUUAAAGGCACAAUUGGAUACGUUGCACCAGAGUAUGGCUCAGGAUCCAAACCCUCCACGGAAGGCGACGUAUAUAGCUAUGGGGUGUUGCUAUUGGAAAUAUUUACUGGAAGUAGGCCAACUGACAAUUUCAUGGAUGGUGUGACAGGCCUUGUCGGCUAUGUCAGGAUGUCCUAUCCUGAUAAGCUACUGGAAAUAUUGGAUGCUAGUGCAACCUACAGCGGAGACACGCAGCAUAUCAUUGAUAUAUUCUUAUAUCCUAUGUUUAAGCUUGCCCUAGCUUGCUGCGAGGAUUGCCCAAGGCACAGAAUGAAGAUAGAUGAUGUAGUCAAGGAAUUGAACAUCAUAAAGAGAGCACGUGCAGCUCAUAAGGCUGUCCAUGAGUUUCGAGCAACCGCCUAAUCCAUAGGCGAGCAAUGAAGCGUUAUGAUCAUCUUUUCUGUGUGCACCCUGAUGCUAUGGAAAUGGAAUGGGAGUUCUGAAAUGUGCUUCUAAAACUUAUGCUUCUGUUAUUUGAUCAUAUAGUGUUUGGACUUCAUCUGAGGCGUGCUCAUAUCGAAGUUCACCGGUGUGUGUGCUGUUUUGUAUUGCUGGCGUUCGGUGCCUGGAAUUCCCUGAAGUUCAGUUCUGGUGCCAUCCUGAAAUCUGUAGCUUGGUCUGUACAGUUCUCGUGCCGUCCUGAAAUCCAUAGCUUGGUCUCCGCCUCCGAACUCGCCGUAUCAGCAGGGGUAGUCCUCCAUGUCAGCACUCACUACUCACAUUCAGUGUGUCGCCUUGGAUAAGCUGACAAGCGGACCCUCCCUGUCAGCAGUUAUGAUGAAGCAUUCGAGGCCAUUUGUUGAUCAAGCAUUAAUUGUAGGAGAAUUAUCACUGUCUUAGCUUCAGCUGAUGACUGGAUGCAAAUCUAUACGGCCUUCUGCCAGAUAACCUGCUAGUAAUUUUUCACUCUGUCAAAAAGCUCCCAAGCAGUAUAAUACCGGCGUGUUGAAUUCAAACGGCUCGGGUAAUUUAUGGGCUGCCACGGCUCUCUUACAUCUUUUAUGAUGGAAAAUCAGAUGUCUAAGUGUGAUUUCAGAAAGGAAAAGAAAAAAGAAAAGGGGCAAAAGAAAAAGACAAAAGGAGAAGGAAACGGAAAAGUGUGUCUACAAAUGCAAUGGAGCCCUCAGGAACAGAAAUAGCAUCUGCAGAUUUCAGAAAGAAAAGGGCCAGAUCGUGUAUGACUGUACAUGGAAAUAAUUAUGUUCUGAUGAGCUUCGGUUUAACUGCAACACUGGCUGAAUUUCUGAAGACAGUAGAGGUGGAUUACAUAUGUCUAAACCAAAGAGAUCUGUGAUUUUAUUGGCGAUAGACUGAAGAUUUUAAAAAAAAUCAGAUGGGUCAAGGCCCUGGGCCCAAAUGGGUUGUCCAAAUAAUAUCUUUGUGAACUUGUGAUGAGGUUCUAACUGUUUUUUUUUUUGCCACAUGAACCUACUAUAUUACUCUAUCCGUUCGCAUUCACAUUGGCGUUCUCGUUUUUCUUCGUUUAACUUUGGCCAUUAGUUUGACCAAUAAUGCAUGUGUUGUCUGUUAUAAUUUUUUUCAUCAUCGGAUCUUUUCGAACAAGAAUUUGAUGAUAUAGUUUUGUGACCCACAAUCCUUGUUUAGUUGGUUAAAUUUAUGGUCCAACUCGAAUUUUGAAAUAUGUGCACACCACGUAAUUUAGGAGGAAGGGAGUACCCUUGUAACGAAAUGUAUCUUGUCCACCGUCGAUCUGUAUCGAAAGUAAGCUCGUUCUGGAUAGCUUACUUUUAUUUCA